Molecule: messenger RNA, 883 nt
Organism: Phaedon cochleariae (mustard beetle)
Lineage: Eukaryota; Metazoa; Arthropoda; Insecta; Coleoptera; Chrysomelidae
Source: the annotation of a GenBank genome assembly
AAUAUUUAAUGUAUUUGUAUUUGUUUAUAUAGUACGGUGAUGUUGUUAGCCGGCAUUUUCCUGCUUGCUCUCGUUUCGAGUACACGAGGAAAUUAUUGUUCGAGUGACAAAUCUACAAACAGUGUUGACAGCUCGUGUGGCGAAGAAAAUAUGUCGAAUCCAGUGGACUUCAAAAGCGCCAAAUCCAUCUACGAAUUCACAGCGAAUGACAUCAAAGGAAAUCCCGUGUCUUUGGAGAAGUACAGUGGCCAUGUGUGCAUCAUAGUGAACGUAGCUUCGCAGUGCGGAUACACCAAAAACCACUAUGCUGAGUUGGUGGAUCUCUAUCAGAAGUAUGGUGAAUCCAAAGGUUUGAGGAUUCUCGCCUUUCCCUGCAACCAGUUCGGUGGACAAGAGCCGGGGACUAAUGAUGAGGUGUGUCAUUUCAUGCAGUCCAAGAAGGUGGAGUUUGAUAUGUUCGAGAAGGUGAAUGUGAAUGGCAACGACGCACAUCCUCUGUGGAAAUACUUGAAGCAUGUACAGGGCGGGACUCUGGGCGAUUUCAUCAAGUGGAAUUUCACCAAAUUCAUCGUCGACAAAAAUGGGAAACCGGUGGAGAGGCAUGGGCCGAGCACAAGCCCCAAGGAUUUAGUAAAAAAUUUGGAAAAGUAUUGGUAGCUAUUACUCACUUAGGGUACGUUCAUGUGUAGGAGAUAAUAUAUGAUAAAUAUAUGAUUGUACUGAUGUGUUUAUAGGUGUAUUACAAUCAUAAAGUAAGGUUAACGGAAAAGGCUGCAUCAUUCGAUGUAUUGUUUUUGUGUAUUUAUGUAUAAUAUAUUAUGAGCAAUAAAAAUGUUAUGUCAUAUUUUAUAUUGUUUUAUUUAUAUUUUCAAUUCUAAAUUUU